CUGUGUUUAUUGUCUGCCGGCGGUCUGGCCUUUGUUGGGGGGCGCAGCAGUCGCAGAGAUGAGGCUGGAAACGGGGAUUGCGGAACCUGUGGCUUCUGCUGCUGUGUAACGUGCAUGUGCUCCGCGGCCGGAGAGAGAGAUUCAGGGCACGUCCGCUACGAGCAGCAGCGGCGGCCCCUCCCCACGCCGCCCGCAGACGGAGCCCACUGCACUCUUAAUACUCUGUUGCCUCUCCUGCCCGCCCUCCCUCCCUCCCUUCCUCCCCCCCGCCCUCCCUCCCUUGCAGUCCCACUGACCUAUUUUAUGGCGCACCGUCAAAGACAGGAGGAGUGUUUACUGUUUCGCGUUGUUUCUAGAGCCCGCACUAAGUCGGCCUGCUCUACUCCUCACCAUGUGACACGGCUCUGUUUUACACAAAGAGCUCUGCAGCAGCACACGCACAUGUUUAGCCUCGGCUACAGCCCCGUCCUCUCGUUAACCCUGUUAGCGGUCAACAAGCGGCACCACUGAAGCUGGACCGUCAAGGAGCCCGGAAGCAGACACACUGACCUACAUCCUGUUUAAGACACGGGUGGAAUCAGGGCAGUGGCUCGUCAGGCGUCCCGUCCCUGCUGAAGAUUGAAGAGGAGGCCAGUAAACCCAGUAACCUCCAGCAAGACUCCAGGGAGCUUCCAGCUAUUUGCAGAGGCAGCUGAAACACCCCUCACUCAAGACCCAAACUUGUCUCAUUUUCCAGUUUCCUUCGUCGAAACACUACUUCAAUGUCUGAGGUUUUUGUGGAGUUCCACCUCUUUUUAAUCUUCUUGGCUAAUUUGGACACUUGAACGUUUUGUUCUUGAGAGAUUAGUAACAGAAAUCAAUGAGGCUAUCCCUUCGAGGAGCACAAAUUCCCCAUCUGGAAGUUUUUGCUGAUCCUGCGACAUAGGUCAAACGUCUCACCAACAAAGCAGAAGGCUGAAAUAGUUCGACAUCUUUUCCCUCCCCCCUCUGCCCUCUGCUAGGGUCAUACUCUAGCCCCCACCAGGGAAAGAAAAAUGGAAAGUUUAAGUAUACACAUCCCAUCUACCAGCAACAAAAAUGCCAUGAAAGUCGACACCUAUCCCUCCUACAGCGACAGCCUCCCAUCCCCCGUCUCUGAGAGCGGGGGCCGGAUCAGCCGGCAGGCCAAAGGCGCCAAGCCCACCGUGACCUCGCGCCGCAAGCGCGAGUUCAUCUCCGACGAGAAGAAGGACGCCUCCUACUGGGAGAAGCGGAGGAAGAACAACGAGGCGGCCAAGCGUUCCCGGGAAAAGCGCCGGCUCAACGACAUGGUGCUGGAGAACCGCGUCAUGGCCCUGAACGAAGAGAACGUGCGCCUGAAGACGGAGCUGCUCCAGCUCAAGCUGCGCUUCGGCCUCAUCAGCACGGCCUCCUACAUGGAGAAAAGCCAGCAGAUCUCCAACAGCGUGGCGGAGGGCAGCUCCGGGGGCAGCUCCGGCGGCCUCCCCGGCAGCAACACCUACCUCUCCAGCAGCGGCUACUCCAGCGCCUCCCAGGUGAUGCUCAACUCGGACUCCUCGGAGACCGAGCAGUCCAGCCGCGGCGAGCGCCACGCCGCGCUCCACAAGUAUUCCCCGCGGGGCUCCGUGUCCGACAUGUCCGACGGCUCCUCCAGAGACAGCCCCGAGCCCAUCAGCUACAGCAUCAAGAAGGAGUCCUCCUGCGUGGAGAUGGAGGCGCUGGAGGGCGACGACGGCGUUCCCGACGGAAUGCCGGACGGGAAUUACCAUGGCAGCCACCAGACAGUGCUUUCAAUUCACCAGCAAAACACGACGUUGGCCGAAAGUGUGAGAGACUUCCAGCAGCAUCAUCACCACCAUCAUCUUCAUCAUCAUCAUCAGCAGCAGCAGCAGCAGCUCCACAUGGAGACGGCCCCAAACCCGGCUCCUCAGGCCACGUCCGCGCAGAGGAGUGUGAUCCUGUACCGCUCCAGCAGCGGCUGCUACCCCAUGGACAGCCAGAGGCCCGACGAGCAGCCGUCCCAGCAGAACAGGCACGCCGCCGCCCCCUCCAAGUUCUCCGACUGCUCGGUGACCAUCACCGAGGUGGCCGAGAAGCUGGAGAGGACAAAGACCAUGGACUCUCCUCAGUACGACUACAGCAGCGCUCAGCUGGAGUCUGCAGAGGAGCUGCAGCACAGGUACAGCGAGCACCAGGCGCACGCCAGCCUCCAGCACCGCGGCUUCCAACCCCCAGAGGACAGUCUCCACCAGAACCCCUUUGGGGCUGAUCUCAUCCACGACGAGGAGGCCAAGUCCUCCUUCAUGCAGCACAACGGCUACCUCAACACACUGGACGAAGAGCCCCCGGUGCUCACCUACGAGGGCGGCCCGCGGCCCGACGGCUUCUACCAGGAGAACUCUUCUGCUAAAGACACUUCCUCAAGCGACGGGGACCCUCGUAGCUCUGACAAGGAGGGCUCCACCGACGACGAAUCCCCCUCCUCGUCCUCCUCGGACACCAGCAGCUACCACCAGAAGGCGGAGGGGGCCGGCGGGCUGCACGGCGAGUGCCAGGCCGAGGUCAAAGCCACCGCCCUGCCCCACAAGCUCCGCCUCAAGUACAGAGCUCUGUCCAGCGGCGCGGCUGGGGCUCAGGCCGAGGGGCCGGUCCUCACAACUAUGUCCCCCUCCCCCACUUUACCGCAGCACCCUUACUUAGCUCUGCCCAACAACCAUCACAGCAGCCAGGCCGGCGGGGAAUGCAGAGAGGCGGAGAACGAGGCCGAGUACGCGGAGGAAGAGGCCAGGCCUCAGGUGAACGAGGGCGGCGAGGCUAAAAAGGACCGGGGGAAAAAGGGGUCGGGGAGCGGGAGAGGCGGGCGCAAUAAGAGGCGAGAUUAAGGAGAAACGGGAGCAGCUUGAGCAUUUUCCCUUUGGCUCACAUUGGCACCUUUAAAGACUGAGCAGAACCUGUGGUCUGUGCGUUUUAGGAUUCGAUAUCACCAUCGAGUUACACUGUGUCACCCAUACCCCUCCUGUCCUACCUCCCAGGAAUCUAACUCAGAUAACAGAUUAAUGAGGGAUGUGGCUAAACGAAACUCCGCAUCCGGAGUUUGUGACAUGUCCCUUGUGGAAAACUUAAAUUACUCGACUAUUCUUUUUGUAAAUUGCCUUCGAGGCCGGUCAGUGUUUGUUGUGGCAUUACAGGAGCAUUCCUUUUUACCAAAGACACACGCGUUUCCUUUACUAUCUCCCUUAUUGGCAGUUCCAUUCUUCCUUCCCCCAACCAUUGACCCUGUUAAAUGCUGGCACGUGAGUCCUCUUCACUCCUGAAGCACUUAGAUUGUAUAAUACUGUGACAUAUAAAUUUUCAUAUAUCGAAUAUAUAUUUUAAGAAGAAAAUUGUGUCAAAAACAAUAAAAAAUAAAAUGGUGGGAUGCAGAGGUGGUAGAGUAGUUUGUUGUAAUGAAACACCUUGUACAGUCCCUGUUUUUUUUAUUUUUUAAAAAGAAGCCUCAAAAAUAAUCUCUUUUACAAAACCUCUGAGACGCAACUUGUAAACUGUUAAAGGAAAAAAAAAGCAAGAGGGGCUGUUUUUUCUUCUUGUUUUUAGAUCAGCAUCCUUGCGCGAAUCAUUUGUGCUCUUAGACACGGUAAAAAAAAAAAGAACCACUUAUUCACAUAUCAAAGCUACACAGUCAGAUAUGGCUGUUUUUUUUUAAUUUUUUUAAUUAAUUUAUUCUUUUUUAAAGGUGACAAGCACAAGGCAAGUCUUUUUUUUUUCUUUUUUUUUU
Messenger RNA from Menidia menidia (Atlantic silverside), 3775 nucleotides. NCBI's taxonomy places the organism in Eukaryota, Metazoa, Chordata, Actinopteri, Atheriniformes, Atherinopsidae. The record is from the annotation of a GenBank genome assembly.